GCGCCCCUGCGCCGUAAGCCCGGCCGCAGUUCCCAGCCGCGAGUUGGAACGCGGAGUCUGAGGAGUCAGAGGUGCACAGCGGCUCGCGAUGGCUGCGUGGAGCGAGCGGCUGGCAGGCGUGCGCGGCGUGCUGCUCGACAUCUCGGGUGUCCUGCACGAUAGCUGCGAGGGCGGCGGCGUGCCCAUCCCUGGCUCCGUGGAGGCGCUGGCGAGACUGAAGCGGUCGCAGCUGAAGGUGAGGUUCUGCACCAACGAGUCACAGAAGUCCCGGGGGGACCUGGUGGGACUCCUGCGGCGCAUGGGCUUCGACAUCUCUGAGCGCGAGGUGACCGCCCCGGCCCCGGCCACCUGCCUGAUCCUGAAGGAGCGAGGCCUGCGGCCACACCUGCUCAUCCAUGACGGAAUCCGCUCAGAAUUUGCCCAGAUCGACACGUCCAACCCGAACUGUGUCGUAAUAGCAGAUGCAGGAGAAAGCUUUUCUUACCAAAACAUGAAUAAGGCCUUUCAGGUGCUCAUGGAGCUGGACAAUCCUGUGCUCAUAUCUCUGGGAGAAGGACGUUACUACAAGGAGACCUCUGGCCUGAUGCUGGACGUCGGUGCCUACACAAAGGCUCUCGAGUAUGCCUGUGGAAUCAAGGCCGAAGUGGUGGGGAAACCCGCUCCCGGGUAUUUCCAGUCGGCCCUGCAGGAGAUGGGGGUAGAGUCUCACGAGGCCAUCAUGAUUGGAGACGAUAUCGUGGGUGACGUCGGUGGUGCCCAGCGGUGCGGGAUGAGAGCCCUGCAGGUGCGGACGGGCAAGUUCAGGUUCUACAUCUACUUGACGUUGACUUGUGUGCAUGGCAUGAGGCCCAGUGACGAGCACCAUCCAGAAGUGAAGGCUGAUGGGUACGUGGACAACCUGGCAGAGGCCGUGGACCUGCUGUUGCAGUACGCGCACCAGUGAUGAGCCUCGUAGGGUCGCCCCGGCCUCAUUCCUCCCCUCCCCCAGUGCCCGGACCACCCAAGGCCCUGCCCUCUGCCCUUGGCCCCGGAUGGGCAGGCGAGAAGGUCCCAGCCAGGCACCUCUGGCUGCCCACUUCCUUCCUCUGUCUCCCUCUGCUUCCCCCCAACCCCCCCCCCCCCGGGGAGAGCUGUUCUUUCCGGGAUGUUCUUCCCCCGUAGUGAGGUUGGAGGGUGGGACAGACCUGUCUGGGAGCCAGCUCAGGGGAACCCUCUGGGUAUGGGCUGGAGGUGCUCCGGGGACACCCCGAAUCCCAGGUCCACAACUGCCCAGCCGCACCUGGUCCUGUAAAUGCUCCACCUACGGGGACUGGGACACCUCCCCACUGCGUCUCUACCAAACGUUCUUUUCUCACGAGCGAGGAGCCUGGAGAAGGCAGGGGCUUCCUGCACAGUCCACACAGCGCAGAGCUGAGCCAGCCUCCCUGGGACCACUCAGCGACCCCUGCCCACCUCCCGGCCCCCACCCAGAGUCGGAGUGGCCACUUAGCACCCAUCCCCCCCACCCCCCCGCCAACUGCGACAGCCCACUGCCUUCCCUACCCCACAAGUCACCUUGGAGCCAGAGGCUGGGGCAGCUCCCAGGGGCACCAAAGACGCCGUCCUACAGAGCAAGACUUGUAACCACUGGGAUCAAGGCUGCAGGCACAUAGGAUGCUUCUAACUCGAUAGACUUGAAUGUGUCAUGCCCGGUGUCUGCAGGGGCAACUAUGGGUUGAAUAAACUGCCCUGACCUACAGC
This is a messenger RNA of Leopardus geoffroyi (Geoffroy's cat), 1740 nucleotides long. It is a transcript of the gene LHPP, whose product is annotated as phospholysine phosphohistidine inorganic pyrophosphate phosphatase. Gene Ontology annotation, biological process: dephosphorylation. Gene Ontology annotation, molecular function: phosphatase activity; inorganic diphosphate phosphatase activity. The transcript is spliced from 8 exons. Lineage: Eukaryota; Metazoa; Chordata; Mammalia; Carnivora; Felidae. The coding region runs from base 89 to 943 and encodes 284 amino acids. The record is from RefSeq and is a predicted model, not a curated record. Gene Ontology annotation, cellular component: cytosol.